Molecule: messenger RNA, 2421 nt
Organism: Gastrolobium bilobum
Lineage: Eukaryota; Viridiplantae; Streptophyta; Magnoliopsida; Fabales; Fabaceae
Exons: 5
Coding region: 1-2421 (806 amino acids)
Molecular function (GO): zinc ion binding; nucleic acid binding
Source: RefSeq, a predicted model, not a curated record
AUGAGUGAGAGAGAGAAAGGUGAUCAUGGGAAGAAUCCUGGCAAAUCAAGUGAAGAACUUGACAUUCUUCAAAGAAGUAAUAAGAGGAAUAAAGGUGAGGGAGAUCAGUUUUCAAAUGAUGUAUCUAUGAUACCUAGACAUGAAGGUUGGAUGGAAGAUGAGAAUGGCCAACGUUCAACCUGGAGGGAAAUUCUGAUGCGUCAUAAUGGAGAAGAUGAUGAAUGGGAAAGAGAGGCGUCUGCCGAGGAAGACUUAGAUGGGGAGGAACCUGCUGAGGAAGAGGAUGUCAACCAUGGAGGAAUUAAGAUGUGGGAGGAAGAUGAUGGGCGUACUUAUUUUAGUUGCACCAAAAGAGCAAGGAAGAGAAUGAGGAAACCUUGGGAGAAAGCUCUGAUUGUUAAACUCCUUGGGAAGAAAAUUGGGGUGGAGUUUAUGAAGAAAAAAAUAAAUGUCUUAUGGGCUAGAAAAGGCAAAAUCAAUGUCACUGAUAUUGGUAAUGACUUUUUCGUAGUCCAGUUUAGUGAGAAGGAUGAUCUCAAUUUUGCGUUGAACGGUGGUCCAUGGAUUGUUUUGGGUCAUUAUUUAUCGUUGAGGAAGUGGGAACCAACUUUCAGACCUAAUAGUGCUGGAAUUGCUAAGAUUGCUGCUUGGAUUCGUCUACCGGAUAUUCCCAUUGAAUUCUAUGAUGAAGCUUUUUUUAGAAGGAUUGGAAACUGGUUAGGCAAGAUGAUCAAGGUAGACAGCAAUACAAAUGCUCAUGUAAGAGGACAGUUUGCAAGAAUAUGUGUGGAACUGGACCUAUCUCAGCCAUUAAAGGGUGAUUAUGUGCUGGAAGGAUUUACCAAACAAAUUGAGUAUGAAGGAUUAGGGCUCAUUUGUUUUGGUUGUGGGAAAUAUGGACAUAGCACCGAGAAUUGUUCAGCUGCUCCAAAGCAACGCAGUUCAUCCGAUAUUCAUAAUGACGAUCAAAUUCAUCAAGAGGAACCUGGCAACUCAGAAUUCCAUCGAAGCAAAGGAUUGGGACCUUGGAUGGUUGUUAACCGUCAACGCAGGAGCCGGCAACCUCCUCAGACGGCCGCUGGACCUAUUAAUGAGGAGGAUCAUAAUCAAAUAAUUAAUUCUGUUACUCCUCAUAUGGGGGCCCCUCAGUUUGAAAUUCCUCAGAAAAUAUGGACUAAAUCCAAAAAGUCCAAAGAUACCCCUAGGACUAAAUCAACGGUUCCUACUAUGCAUGCGGCUCAUUCUUCAAGCACGGGUAAGAGGUGUCCAGUCCAGAGUGAAAAUCGUGAAGAUCAUACUCCCGUUCCACCAUCUCCAUCAAUUGCUACUCCCAUGGCGGUUAGUCCUAUGCAAGCAAAUCAACAUGAUCAGGAAAAUGGGAUGAAAGCAGAUAGCACUUUGAACCAGAAUCAAGAGCAGUUAUAUGACACAUUUCAUAAAACUGGUCCUGAUAUAUCAGUUGACAACAGCAGCGACAUCCAAAAUCCUAAAACCUCAACCAUCUCUACGUGCAUGGAGGUGGACAGAGUUCACCAGGAAGAUAUUUCAAGAAUGAAGGAUGCAAGAACCUUGGAGGGAGCAGUGAAACCCCAGUUUCAAAAAUCGCUUUUUCUGUUUACUAGGAAAUAUAAGCCUAGUAUUGUAGUGAUUCUAGAACCUCGGUGUAGUGGUCAAAAAGCUUCUGACAUUAUCCGAAAAUCUGGGUUUAAGCAUGCUUUUGUUCAAGAGGCAGAAGGUUACUCAGGGGGUAUUUGGAUCCUCUGGAAUGAUGAGACUGGUCUCGUUGAAAUUCUGCUGGAUCUUGGAGGAUCAGGUCCUUGGUUUACAUGGAAGGGUCCGAAGUUUCUUCAUCUUGAUCGUGUUUUUAAGAGGCUGGACCGAGCCUGUGCUAAUGCAAGUUGGAAGACUACCUUUACUGAUGCUGGCGUUAAGGUACUUCCACGGAUUUAUUCUGAUCAUAGUCCCAUUUUGGUCUACUUGUCUAACUUGGACACAGGUUGGAAAAAUCGUCCCUUUCGCUUUGAGAUUGCUUGGAUGGAGCAUUAUAACUUUACUCAGUUUCUGGCUAGGAGCUGGAAUGUUGUGAAAGACACUAGAACGAAUCUGCAUGAUCUGACUCCAAAUUUAAAAAGAUGGAACAAGAUAGUCUUUGGCAACAUUUUCAAUAGGAAGACUAACCUAUUGCAUAGUAUUGCAGAAAUUCAGAAUCAUGUUGAUUAUCAUACCAACUUAUCUCUCCAAUCUAGAGAAAAGGAGGUUAGGAAGGACCUUGAUGCGGUUCUCAUACAAGAAGAGAUCUUAUGGUUUCAAAAAGCCAGGGAGGUGGUCUUGAAAUAUCUUGAUGUGUGGAAAACUUCUUAUUGGUCAACAACGACAAUUCUUUACCAAAUGAUGGUAGCUCAGUUGGAGCCAGGAAAUUAA